AUGGGUACAGUGGGCAGCAGAUUCCUUCGCUGGUGGAGCGGUACUGAUCUAGCAGAGGAGAGAAACGAAGAAGUACCAGCAGAGGAGGGAAACGAAGAAGUACCAGCAGAGGAGAGAAACGAAGAAGUACCAGCAGAAAAUGGUGAGCAAGAUGUACCUGCUGAAAGAUGUCCCUGGGACUACACCUUCUCAAAGGCUGACAUUGAAAGGGAAGUAGGACCUCCGGUAGUUCUCAAGGAGUCCUUUCUACGACAUCGAGCACUUGCGGGUCAUGACCAGGAGUAUGAAACAACGUUUGCAAUGCGAGUCGAUAUCCACAGCCAUUUUUACAGAGUUCAGAGACACAUUGAACGUUUCUGA
This is a messenger RNA of Geodia barretti, 360 nucleotides long. Lineage: Eukaryota; Metazoa; Porifera; Demospongiae; Tetractinellida; Geodiidae. The record is from the annotation of a GenBank genome assembly.